AUGGCUCUUGCAAAUGAUCACGUCACAAUUGCUAAAUCGCGGACAUACUACAUUCGUCGAUGGGACAAGCCCGAGGACGUCGCCGCUGCCAUCGACGAAAAGACAAAUGCCAUCUACGUCGAGAGCAUUGGCAACCCGCGCCACAACGUCCCCGACCUUGAGACCAUCGCAAAGCGCCGGCGCGGCUCCUUCAUCCGCCCCAUCGACCACGGCGCAGAUAUCGUCGUCCAAUCGGCCACCAAGUGGAUCGGCGGCCACGGCACCACCAUUGGCGGCGUCAUCGUCGACUCGGGCAAGUUCGACUGGGGCAAGAGCUGCUCGUUUGCUGGUCUUUUCGGGCGCUGCUCCGAAGAGGAAUAG
This is a messenger RNA of Purpureocillium takamizusanense, 360 nucleotides long. RefSeq names its product Adenosylmethionine cyclotransferase. The transcript is spliced from 3 exons. Bases 1 to 360 code for a protein of 119 amino acids. Gene Ontology annotation, biological process: transsulfuration. Lineage: Eukaryota; Fungi; Ascomycota; Sordariomycetes; Hypocreales; Ophiocordycipitaceae. The record is from RefSeq and is a predicted model, not a curated record. Gene Ontology annotation, molecular function: transferase activity, transferring alkyl or aryl (other than methyl) groups; pyridoxal phosphate binding.